Rosa chinensis is the source of this 2328-nucleotide messenger RNA. Its product is annotated as S-adenosyl-L-methionine-dependent uroporphyrinogen III methyltransferase, chloroplastic. The coding region runs from base 112 to 1245 and encodes 377 amino acids. Lineage: Eukaryota; Viridiplantae; Streptophyta; Magnoliopsida; Rosales; Rosaceae. Gene Ontology annotation, molecular function: uroporphyrin-III C-methyltransferase activity. Gene Ontology annotation, biological process: siroheme biosynthetic process. The transcript has 5 exons. The record is from RefSeq and is a predicted model, not a curated record.
GUGCGCAUAUAUUCUUCCCACUUAGAAGUUAGAACUCCAUCAAUGCUCUUCCCGACGCCAAUGCUAUAUUCGCACCAUAAACACAAACACGAGUUCUCCUCCUCCUGAAUCAUGGCUCUUGUCAGUAGGCUUCAAUCUCUGUCUUCCUCUUUGUCUUCCACCCAUUUCAGAAAACCCAAUUCCUUAAACCCUCAACCCAUUUGCUCCCUACACUUCAACAACUCCCCUUCUUACACUUCUCCUUUUACAGAGAAGCAUUCUAUUGAGAGGUACCAGAGAGACCAGUGGCUAUACAAUAACCAAUUGGAGCAACCCUCUCUUUUCUCUCUCCCUCCUGAUACUGAUGCUGAUUCUGAUUUCACAAGGCAGAAUGACAUUGCUUUGCAGUUACCAGAGCUAAGAAAGCUGCUUCAGGUGCUGCGAGAGAAGAGAGAGAGGGAAGGAGGGUGUGGUGGAGGAGGAGGCAAGUGUGGACCUGGCAAUGUCUUCUUGGUCGGCACUGGCCCUGGGGACCCUGAACUCCUCACAUUGAAGGCUGUCAGAGUUGUACAGAGUGCUGAUUUAUUGUUGUAUGAUAGGCUGGUGUCCAAUCAUGUGUUGGAUUUUGUUGCCUCUGAUGCUAGACUUGUCUAUGUGGGCAAGACUGCUGGGUACCAUAGCAGGACCCAGGAGGAGAUACAUGAACUGCUACUGAGUUUUGCUGAAGCUGGAGCUACUGUUGUGAGACUAAAAGGAGGGGAUCCACUGGUGUUUGGAAGGGGUGGAGAGGAGAUGGAUUUUUUGCAACAGCAAGGAAUUCGAGUGCAAGUUAUUCCAGGUAUCACUGCUGCUUCUGGGAUAGCAGCAGAGCUAGGGAUCCCAUUAACUCACAGAGGUGUUGCAAAUAGUGUAAGAUUUCUGACCGGGCACUCCAGGAAGGGAGGAACCGAUCCUCUCUUUGUGGCAGAGAAUGCAGCUGACCCUGAUUCAACCUUGGUGGUAUACAUGGGUUUGUCGACUCUCCCUUCUCUUGCUCAAAAGUUGGUCCAUCAUGGUCUGCCACCAACAACACCAGCUGUUGCAGUUGAGCGAGGGACCACACCUCAACAGCGCAUGGUCUUUGCAGAACUGAAGGAUCUUGCCAAUGAAAUUACAUUAGCAGAGUUAGUAUCACCAACGCUCAUCGUCAUUGGGAAAGUAGUUGCACUUUCACCAUUGUGGCCACAUACUUUGAACGAAGUGGCUGCUCUUGUUGGAGCCAUAUAGACACAAUUGAGUACCGCAACAAGUACCUUCAUCAUCCACUUUGACUUCAGAAAUUUGGCUCAAUGCUCAUAAUUUUCAUAAUUUGGACUUCCAGCUCAAAUUCAAAUCAAUUUGAAUGGUGGACAAUGAUCUUGCGUAAGAUUGAAGUGAGUUAGCUGCUUCUUUUUUGGAGGCAGAUACUGUUUCGAGGAGCUAACUAUUUACAAACAGUGCUGGGUUGUGCUAGAACAUUGUUUGAUGCUUCCUUGUGCGGGAAGAAUGAAUUUCAUGCACUGAAGUGAAAGAGGGAGCUGGGUUUUUGUUCACUAGAAGACAGAAAAAACGAGCCUUUUGUUCUGAGGUUGUUUCAAUCUAAACCUAGGUUUGCCUGUUUCAAUCUAAACCUAGGUUGUUUCAAUCUAAACCUAGGUACGAGCCUUUAAUUAAUGGAAAUAUGUGUUUGCCUGUUUCUUGGUUUGGGAUAGCAAACUGUCUCUUUUGAUGCGCGAGCGUGCCAACACCGAGGGUGUAGUCAUCGAGGUGGCCUUUGACCUGAUUUCUUACCAAACAUUGUGGACAAGGAGAGCACCAACCUUGUCACAGGGUUCUUUUCUCUGCCUUGCGGAAAAGGACUUCUACCAUAUGGAUAAGGACUUGGGGUGUGAUCUCUUGCGUCACCGAGUCGAUACUUAAUUUUGUAGACUAAGCGGAGCAAUCACCGAGAAGCAGGAGAAAGCACAAGAUUGCUAAAGCGUGAUCUUUAGCUUUCCUAGGUUGCAAGGGCGUUACCCUGGCUUCGUUGGUUCAACCGAUGUUGAGGGUAGGUUGCUCUGGAUAUACUUUGAUAAUCGUUGAGAUUAGUUGAUUGAGAGGUUGUGUCUUUGUAUUUCGUCUUUAGCCUAUAUAUAGGCUACGUAUUGCAGAUUGACUUUCCUAAUAGGAGUGCAAUACUAUAUUUUAGGCCACAGUUAUUGGCCUUGGAUCAAAUCAAAACUCUUAUUAGUCUUGAUAAUUAUCGUAGGCAAUAAGACAUUGCCUCUGUGUCAUAGCAAUAUUGUAGGCAAUGUAAUUGCCUCUUAUGGUGCGUUUGGAUGAGAAAAUUAU